Lepisosteus oculatus (spotted gar) is the source of this 3232-nucleotide messenger RNA. Its product is annotated as caspase activity and apoptosis inhibitor 1. The record is from RefSeq and is a predicted model, not a curated record. NCBI's taxonomy places the organism in Eukaryota, Metazoa, Chordata, Actinopteri, Semionotiformes, Lepisosteidae.
AUGACGUUUUAAUUCUGCGACACAAAUCGCCUAAACAGCUCGGUUUGUAUGUUUGGUGACAGUCUUUAAUCUUUCAGAGAAAGCUUAAGAUUGCUAUUGUAGCUUUGCGUAGUGGUAUUCGAUCAGUAUUUAACAUCCUUUAAACUUAUUCGUCUUAUUAAACGAAUGAUCUGUAGGACGUACCUUUAGAAGAAGUGGAAAUGACGGGGAAGAAAUCUGCUAAGGAGAAGAAAAGGAAGCGUUCGCACUCAGAAGGCCGGCAUGUAGAAAGAAAACGAAGAAGUACGGAAUCAAGCGUUGAGGAUUUAAAAGUCGAUAUUGAAAAUGAGAGUCGGGAGACAGAUGAGCCUAGUGACAUUGAAGAAGGAGGCUUAAAUCUGGAUGUUCCAUUCAGACCCAUCAGUGCCUAUAUCACUGACAGACAAGAGAUGCUGGAACAGUGUUUCCGGGUGCUGGGGGAGACAAAGCUUAAGAAAAUGCUUCCAGAAGAGUUGAAGAACUGCUCCUUUGAUGAAAUCAAGAGACUUUGCUUAGAGCAAUUGGAACAGAUCUCUCAAAGGAAUCUGCUACAGAUUCUUGAGGGUGACGAAGUGACCGGAAAUUCAGAUGUUGAAGAAGAAGUGAGUGAAAUGGGCAAAAGGAAGUCCGAAACAGAUGGCCAGCAGGACAACAGUGUGGAUUCUACUUCAUCAAUGAAAGAGAAUGCCCAAGUAGAAGACCAUAAGCAAGGUGGCGCUUCAGGGGAUGAGAGUGACGCCCUGAGCAUCAAUGCUGAUACAUGUGACAGCGACAUUGAAGGACACAAAGAGGAGCCAGAGGACAGGAAAAACAUGGAAACUGCAGCUGUGCCAGUACCUCCCGAAACAGGAGCUGUGAAGCCUGCUGACCCAAAGAAAGAACUUCAGAAAGACAUAGAAAAGAGUGUCAGUGAGAUUCUGGCCUUGGCGACGCCCAACCAGGAGGAGUCGAAAGAAUUGGUUAUUUCGCCGGCUUUGGCCAUUCCUGACUUACCUGAACCAGUGGCCACAGCUGUGGUGAUGGCAGACACUUUGGCAAGCUCAACCCCUGCUGUUGUCCAGCCCUCUGCCCAGCAGCUAGAGCUUCUGGAGCUUGAGAUGAGGGCCAGAGCCAUCAAAGCACUGAUGAAGGCCAACGAGGUCAAGAAACAAGCAAGUGGAUAAGAUUCCAGGGGCCUGCAAUGUUGCUCUUUUACAAGAACAUUGAGGGGUAGUUUCCUUGCACAGCAGGUAAUGCUGAUUGUCAGUAGCAUAUUGUUGGUCAUGUGAGGAGGAUUCUCCUUACAUUACUAGUAAUCGGUCAAUGAUAGAAUAACAGAAGCCCAAAAAUUGAAUUUCUUGCGGGACAAAAGAAGAAUCUUCAGGAGAUCGGAUAUAAGUGUGUGAGACUUUGUCCCAAAAUUAAGACCUACUGUAAAUACACCCUUAGUCUCUGUACAACUUGGAAACAUUUUCAGAUAAACAAUAUGUAGUUCUGUGACAUUUUAAAUGCUGAAUUGUGAAUAUAAAACGUUUGAAUAUAUAAACAUUAUUUUUUUUUACUUUAAAAAUGUCUUGAGCUAAAAUAUAUUUAGUGCAAUGUAUUUUUAUCAGAAAUGUAAUAUAAGACUAAGAACAUUCAUAUUUUCUACAACGUCAAAAAAUUCCCUUUGGUUUUGUUGAACUGCUUUAAGACGAGGUGUUUUUAUAAAAAUAUGUAUAGCAGUAAAAAAAAACACUUUUCUUUAGUGUAUAUAGUUUCUGUUAUCCUUCAAAUAAGUAUAAGAUGUAAAGAAAAAUGUAGCAUGUUAUUCUGGCUUGGACUCAGGAUUCUUUGAAGAGGUAUUUUUUUCAGGCAAAUUAAAACCUAUUAUACUAAAUCACAUACAAUAAUUAUGCGUCAAUAUUCUACAUCAGUCAUGCAGUUUUCUAAGAAGUUAAAAUAUAAGAAUAGAAAGAUUGUUUUAAAAUUAUGUUCGUGACCUGUUGUAAUCAGAAUGUCAUAAUCAAACUUUAUAUUGUAAUAUUCUAUUGAAGAUAAAACGAUUUUAAUGUUUUAACUAUUUUUUAUGUAAUAUUAAUGUAAUAUUUUUUUUACACUUCAAGUCCUAUCCAUUGCACUUUGCUCAACUGCUGAGGGGCACAUCAGUUGAAUCAUCUGUUUCAAGACAGCCUCCUGCAAAUUCAAGAUCAGGAUUGCUGUUAAUUUGAGGAGUAUGCAGUCAUGUCGUGUUUUUUAUCCAGUGUAGUUUUGUUUGUAAUAGGGUUAGCCAGGUAGUGGUUCAAGUAAAUCAGUUCUAUUGCAGCUUGUUUACAUCUCACACCAAUUUGGAUAAACUGCAAAAUACUGACCUUAAACUAAACAUGCAGUGUUAGGGAACCCUUGUGCUCACUGGGGAAUGUUUAAUUAAGGGAUUUUGAGAAAAGCUUAUUUUCUGCAUGUUUAUUUCCAGUUUUUAUUCCAGUGGAUAUACACAUAUACAACAUCUGCCAAAAUCUCAGUAAUCUCAGUUUUCAAAAUAUUACGAAAUUAAUUUGCAGCACUAACAUAUAUUAAGGUAUAACAGUUAAAUAUGUCAGAUCUCUGUAGAGGGUUGUACGAACCUGAUGAAUGCAGUGUAAAACUUUAAUUCUCUAAUUAAAAAGUCAUUUAUAUCUAGGAGGUUGCAUGGUACCCUUUGAGUAUAACACUCAAGAUUGCCACUUCUGGUCCUUAAACCACCAACCAAAGAAGAGCUGUUCUUAUGCUUGUAAGCUGUUCUUACAUGCUGCCUGAUAAUCUUUCUUGUCUUGUAGAAUUUUAAAGUACUGAAGCAUAAGUAAUUCAUGUUCUAUCUACCUAUUUGACUAACCAAGAUUUGUUUCUUUUAAGGGACAGACAAUUUUAUAUUCGUCAUAAGAAAAGUAAGCAGUUAGACCAAAGCAUUUAUUUUGGGCUGUUAUUAAGGAAAUAUUUUGAUGCAAAACAGCCAUGUUAGAAUUAUGUGAACAUAAUUUAUUUUUGGAUUAUGCUUCUACUCUCAUUUAACCACAAUGUGAAGGCACUAAGGUGCUGGUUUACUCAAGUCGUCGCUCAAGAUCUUAUUUAUCUUGGUAUAAUACUGUUUACAAAGCUAAUGUAAAUGUCGUCACUUGUCCCAUUUCUCCAAAGGGUUGUAAAAUGAACAGCAUGAAAAAUAUUGUUUUCUUUAAGUAAACAUUACUGAAUAGUUCAAUUCAGAAAUUUUACUUUUUCA